Messenger RNA from Metarhizium brunneum ARSEF 3297, 2004 nucleotides. RefSeq names its product N-acetylmuramic acid 6-phosphate etherase. Gene Ontology annotation, molecular function: fructose-6-phosphate binding; enzyme binding; carbohydrate binding. The record is from RefSeq and is a predicted model, not a curated record. Gene Ontology annotation, biological process: negative regulation of glucokinase activity; glucose homeostasis; amino sugar catabolic process. Gene Ontology annotation, cellular component: cytosol; nucleoplasm. NCBI's taxonomy places the organism in Eukaryota, Fungi, Ascomycota, Sordariomycetes, Hypocreales, Clavicipitaceae.
AUGACGGCCCCAUUAGCCGGCCUCCAAACCGAGACGAGAAACCCUCAGACGACGGCCAUCGAUCGCGUUUCCACCGAGACGCUCUGUCGGAUUCUGCACAGCCAAGACGCCGGAAUACCUGCCGCCGUCGAGCCAUGCAUCCCCAUCAUUGCGCAGGCCAUUGACACGCUUGCCGAGCGGCUCCGCGCCGGCGGUCGCGUUUUCUACAUGGGCGCAGGCACAAGCGGUCGGCUCGGCGUGCUUGACGCGUCCGAGAUCCCGCCCACCUACUCGGCGCCUCCCGGCCAAUUUGUGGCUCUCAUCGCCGGCGGCGACGAGGCCCUCCGGCACGCAAAGGAGGGUGCCGAAGACAGCCGGUCCGGCGCCGAGGCCGACCUCGAGGCGCACGGCUUUGAUCCGCAGGUCGACUCGCUGGUUGGAAUCGCCUCUUCCGGACGGACGCCCUACGUCCUGGGGGGACUGGAGUACGUCCGGAGGGCCGGCGGCGUCACCGUGGGCGUCGUCUGCGUCGAGCCGUCGGCGGUGGCGAGCGAGGGCAACGCCCAGUAUCUCGUGGCCGCCGUGACGGGCCCCGAAGCCGUGACGGGCAGCACGCGCAUGAAGGCCGGCACGGCGACCAAGCUGAUUCUCAACAUGAUGAGCACCGGCAUCAUGGUCAGGCUGGGGAAGACGUAUGGCAAUCUCAUGGUGGAUCUGCGAGCAACCAACAUCAAGCUGCAGCAGCGGGCAAGGAAUAUCCUGAGGCUCAUUGGAGGCCCGCGCUGCACGCAGUCUGACGAGGAGCUCGGCCGCAUCCUGCACGAGUGCCACGGCAGCGUCAAACUCGCCGCCGCCACUAUUGUGUUGGGCGUGCCGGUUGCUGACGCCGAAGCCCGUCUCCGGCAGCACGGGGGCCUUCUCGCGAGGGUGAUUGAAGAGCAUGAGGGCCAGCAAGCGGCUACGGACGAAGCACAGGACGACGGGCUUGUCCUCUGCGUGGACGCCGGCGGCACGAGCUGCAAGGCCGUCAUCAUGUCCAGGGACGGUGUUUCUGGGUGCGGCGCAGCAGGGCCGUGCAACGUGUCGAGCAUCGGGCUGGAUGCAGCCAUGGCCUCCAUGUCGCAGGCGAUCCAAGAGGCGGCAGACGACUGCCCCGUGACCAAGGGUCGCAAGUUUGGCCACAUGACCUUUCAAUCGGUAUGGAUUGGCAUCGCCGGAUACGAGCGGCCGGCUCUCGCGCAGUCACUCGGCGACGCAGUCUGUGGGCUUGUCAAAACGCCGCCUGGGACGCGGCCACGCAUCACGGCCGACACGGACCUGUUGUCCGCGUCCAUGUCUGUGAAACGGGACAUCGACUCCGUCAUCGUCCUUGUCUCUGGCACCGGCUCCAUCGGCACCAGCUUCAGACGAGCCGGGCUGGGCUUCCAGCGCACCGCGCGUGUCGGCGGAUGGGGCCAUUUGCUGGGCGAUGACGGCUCGGGCUACAGCAUCGGACGGGAGGCCCUUCGCAGGGCCCUGCGAGAAACAGACGUUUAUCGGAUGACCCAUGAUGGAGCGACUACUGCUGCUUCCCCGGCGCCAUCUCUGUCUCCGCUGUCACAGGCUAUCUUCAGGCACUUUGAGCAUCAAUAUCCCGCCAGUAACCCCGGUGAUCUCCUCAGCGCCAUCGUCAUGCCCUUCUCGGGGCUUGGCGCGGCAGAAAAUGCCUCUUUGGGCACGACCAAGCGUAUUGCCGGGGUUGCCAAGAUUGUCUUGUUCAUGGCCGCUGCGGGCGACGACGAGGCAAAGAGCCUCGUGGCCGGCGGGACUGCGAGUCUGGCUGAGCUGGUGACGCUGUUGGUAAGGGGCCAGGGCAUGGACGUGUCGAGAUGUGGACUCGUCUUGGCGGGCGGCCUGAUGCAGAGCGAGCUGUAUAGAGACGCUCUGCUUGAUGCUGUCAGGAAGCAGCUUGGGGAAUUUGGCCAAAGUGCGACUGUGAAGCAGCCCGCGUUUGAUGGCGCCGAGUUGCUCGCAAAGGGGUUGUAG